Solanum dulcamara is the source of this 1785-nucleotide messenger RNA. Its product is annotated as probable flavin-containing monooxygenase 1. Gene Ontology annotation, molecular function: N,N-dimethylaniline monooxygenase activity; NADP binding; flavin adenine dinucleotide binding. NCBI's taxonomy places the organism in Eukaryota, Viridiplantae, Streptophyta, Magnoliopsida, Solanales, Solanaceae. The record is from RefSeq and is a predicted model, not a curated record. Bases 70 to 1650 code for a protein of 526 amino acids. The transcript has 5 exons.
ACUUAUAUCAAUCAUUAUUGGAAAUGCAUUAUUACAUAAAAGAACAAAGGAGACACUGUUGCAGUAGGAAUGGCAAAUUUUGAUGGCAGAAAGAAGGAGGUGAUAGCAAUAAUUGGAGCUGGAAUCAGCGGACUCUUAGCCUGUAAAUAUGCAAUUUCGAAAGGAUUUGAUCCAAUUGUGUUCGAGUCGGAGAGUAGCAUUGGGGGUGUUUGGACUAAGACCAUUGGGAGCACUAAGCUGCAAACACCAAAACCGGUAUACCAGUUCUCUGAUUUUCCAUGGCCAGAUUCAGUAACCCAAGUGUUUCCUGACCAACAAAUGGUGCUGGAGUACAUUGAAUCGUAUGCACGUCACUUUGAUUUGGUCCAACACAUUCAGUUCAAUAGCAGAGUGUUGAGCCUCAGCUAUGAAGAUGGUGGCGACCCAAUUAAUGGUGAUUGGAAUUUGUGGGGCGAGACUUAUGGCAAUAAAGGGAAGUGGAACGUCACUGUACAGGACACUCGAACCAUACCCACACAGACACAGAUAUACCAAGUUGAUUUCGUAGUAGUUUGUGUGGGAAGGUUCAGCCAAGUCCCCAAUAUACCUGAAUUCCCUCUGAAGAAAGGACCAGAAGCUUUUGAGGGACAAGUAAUCCAUUCAAUGGACUAUUCUAAUAUGAACCCCAAAACAGCAGCCAACUUUGUCAAAGGAAAACAUGUUGCCAUAGUUGGAUUUCAGAAAUCAGGAAUGGACAUCGCCAUGGAGUGCUCUACGGCUAAUGGGGUUGAACGUCCAUGCACAGUAGUAAUCAGGACACCACAUUGGAACCUUCCCGAUUAUUUCCCAUGGGGACUCAAUUUGGGAUAUCUAUUCCUAAAUCGAUUCUCCGAACUUAUGGUUCAUAAACCCGGUGAAGGCCUUCUUCUAAGUCUCCUCGCCACAAUUCUUUCACCAUUAAGGUGGGCCUUUUCAAAAUAUAUAGAAAGUUAUAUAAAACACAAACACAGGCUUUCAAAACAUGAAAUGGUGCCAGAGCAUAGUUUCUUAAGCGAAUUGAGUUCCUGUUCAGUUUCUUUAGUGCCGGAGGACUUCUACAACAGAGUUGAGGAAGGAAGUAUCAAGCUUAUCAAGAAAGCAGAGAAUUUUGGAUUCUCAAAAGAAGGUAUCGUGCUUGAGGGUCAGGCUACUGAACCAAUAAAAUCGGACUUGGUCAUACUAGCCACUGGUUUCAAGGGAAUUGAUAAGCUCAAACACAUUUUUGAAUCACCAAAAUUUCAGGAAUUCAUAGCAGGCUCGGAUGAUUCUGAUGCUGUUCCCCUCUAUAGGGAAUGCAUUCAUCCCCGGAUUCCACAACUGGCAAUAAUUGGAUUCUCAGAAAGCGUAUCUAAUCUACACACCUCAGAAAUAAGGUGUCGAUGGCUGGCAGAACUUCUUGAUGUAAAAUUUAAGCUACCAAGCGUUAAGGUGAUGGAGAGAGACAUAGCAGAGUGGGAUAAAUACAAGAAGAGAUAUUCUUAUAGGAAGCACUACAGGAGAUCAUGCAUCGGUGCAUUGCACAUUUGGUACGAUGACCAACUCUGCAAGGACAUGGGAUGGAAUCCUAAAAGGAAAAAUGGUCUUUGGGCUGAGUGGUUCGAACCUUAUGGACCAAUGGAUUAUGCUGGUUAAUGUACUUAAAAGAGCUCCAAAACCUCCCAUCUCACUUUCAAGAAUGAACCACUUUUCCUAUAUAUGUUUUCCUUUACUGGACCUUUGAUUUGAACAAUAAGGCUAGCAUGUUAAAUCUGCUAAAGUUAUCCACUU